Molecule: messenger RNA, 399 nt
Organism: Phytophthora infestans T30-4
Lineage: Eukaryota; Oomycota; Peronosporomycetes; Peronosporales; Peronosporaceae
Exons: 4
Coding region: 1-399 (132 amino acids)
Source: RefSeq, a predicted model, not a curated record
AUGAAGCAGUGGCCAAAGUUAAUUAGAAGCACGCGGAGUCUAAUCAAGUGGGUUCAAUCGCAACCAGAAAGCGAUGUGCGACGUGAGAUCCUGUCUAAGGUGCCCCAGAUGAACAUGUACUCUGAAAUUAAACCUCGGAUUGUGGCGAUGCCCACGGAACCCGAGGAAAAUCUGAGCGCGCUGACACCGCAAAUAUCGGACGAGGAUCUCGACAAAGGCAUUCGUCGCUGGGAUGCACAACUAAAUCGAUCUAGUACUUCAUCGCGACUGAAACUAGCACUAGAAGGAGGACUCGCCAUUCUCUCGGACUGCGUUCGGAACAUCUGCUUGCUGCAGAAGUCGCAGGCCACGUCCAAGCAACUGUGUUCUCCGGCCCAAUCGACGGCGUUCCAAGCCUAG